UUUAAUGUUUAUGCGGAGUACGUAGAACUUUACGCUGACGUGAGAAUGGGGAAGAAGAAGAAAAGGGCGAAAUGGGUUCAGCAAACAGUCCGUCCAUUGUUGCUACCUUUGGUGCCGUGUCAAGGUACGUCGGCUGCUGUGACUAGCACAUCUGGAGGAGCAGAAAGUGCAGCAGCUCCAGAAAAAGUAAUACAGGAGGACCUUACUGAUGAAGUGAGUGAAGUGGACUUUACGAACGAAGUGACAGAGGUGGAAGAUACGAACGAUGAGAUAGACGUUCUUGGUAAAAAUGCUGUCCGCUUACUAGCUGCACAUCCUAAUAUUCUGUCAAAUGCAACACCCAACAUCUGGCAUAAAAUUACAGUGAAACCAGCUGGGGGUGACAAAGUAGCUAUUCUCGAUGCCAUCAACAGGCAAAUUUCUCCACUGGAGCUCAUUCCGUAUUUUUUUUGCAUGGAGCGUGGACAUAUAACAUUCCUAGUGAAUAACUGCAGUGCUGCACUGGCAGCAUUGUUCAAACAGAACCUGAGAGUGCCAUUUUAUCCUUUUAAGCAACGUGAAUUGGUACUCCAGCUUCAUUCCAAGAAAGUGAACCUCUCUGCAGUUCUGCAGAAAAUUAUCAGUAAAAGGCUAAAUUCUGAGAAAACGGUCUUAGACCUGUCAAACCUGAAUAGCAUUCCUGAGUAUCAGCAAGUGAUGUACGACCCAUCAAAAAGCUCUCAUUUACAGCAGCAGUUGCUGAAAAAUGCACAGGUAAUGGCUCCGAACCUCAUCAGCCUCUGCCUAGCAGGAAAUGAGCUGUCGACACUGAGCCACCUCACCCCAGUCUUUGCGGAUAAAACCAAAUGGAGGUCACUAAAAGUAUUAGAUCUGAUGGACAACGAGAUCCAGACAGCUGGUGUGCUGCCGACCUUUAAUUCUCUGCCUAUCACAGAAUUUUACUUGCACAAAAAUCCUGUGUGUGGGAAAUAUAAAACACGUGAGGCGUACACGAGCAUCGUCACAGCGAACUUCCCCCGUCUCAUUAAGUUGGAUGGGACGUACGUGCCGCACAUGCCAGGCUUACCACAGUGGCGUCCGAAUUACAUUUUCUGUAGCAGCCACGGCGACUCGAGUGAGCUCGCUGACCAGUUCAUCGAGUACUUUUUCACCCUGUACGAUGGUGAGGUUCGGACGGGGCUUCAAGGCUUGUACCAUGAGGACGCCUACUUCUCUCUCUCUAGCACGUACUAUGCUGGACAGAGCACAGCAACCAGUAAGGGGCUGAGCCCCUACAUAGCACAGAGUGGCAACAUCUUACAUAUGUCUAACAAACAGAAUACAAAAAUUGCACUAUGCCAUGGGGCGAAGAAUAUCCUCACAAAACUUCAGGUGCUGCCACAGACCCAACAUGACCCAUACUCCUUCACUGUGGAUGUCCUACAUCAUUCCGAGAUAAAGACUAUAUUGACAGUUACAGGGGUGUUCAAAGAGCUAACACCAAAACAAGACGAAUCGCCUCGACAUUUUAUGCGUACCUUUGUCCUUGUCAGACUAGCGAAAGAGGAAUACCAGAUAGUUAAUGACAUUGUGCACGUUACAAAUGCGGCAACGGGAGAAGCAGAGAAUGCAUUUAAAUACCCAAAGCCAGAUACAGUCCUAAAGAAAAUCAGGCCACCGAGGGAGGUGACAGAGAGUGAUAAAAAUUCUAUGAUUGAAAAGUUUUCACAGCUUACCGACUUGACAGCUGAGUGGUCACGCAGCUGCCUGGAUACUGCUGACUGGGACUUAAGAAGAGCUCUCCUAUUAUUCAUUGAAAUGUACAAAGCAGAUACAAUUCCAGCAAGUGGAUUCAGAAAACCAAAAGAAGCAGCGAAAUCUUGAAAGCGAGAAAGCUUUCUUCCCUAUUAGAGUAUAUGUGUCUGCAUAGCGUAUGAAGCAGCGACUGAGAAACAUUGCACGCUUUGUGAAUGUGGUAAUUGUUAUUACAGAAAAAGAUGAUGAAAGUUAGUUUUGAGACCGAUUAACUGAGGUACAUCUGGUGAAAGUUAGUUUUGUGACUGACUAACUGAGGUACAUCAGCAGGGAACAGAGUGCAGAGAGCAGUUAAUAUGAUGUUCGUUGUAUCCAAAGGAAAAUUCAACCGAAAGAACUCGUAAACUAUGGGCAAAAUAACUGUCCAAUAUUUGCUUCAAAGAAGUGGUACACACACAAAAGUAAAAGUACACAACACUGUCCUAGCUUUUGGGAUGUGUGCGUAUGUGGGCACGAGCACAUAUGCGGACACACGCAGGCACGUUGCACAAUUUGUCUGAAAGUUAGCAAACUUUCAGUCAUUUUUGUGUGGCUGUCAAUGAAUCACCGCUUCUACUGUCCAGUGAGUGGUGUCCUUUACUCCUAAAUUAUGUACAAUCUCUCUUCAACUAUAUUUGACCUGUGGCCACUGGACAUUUAACUGUCAAUAAUUCGAUGUCAGACACAGCACUCGUAGCAGAUCUCGCUUCGCAGCAGAUAAAACAGUAGAGCCCUUAAGCUCACAGUUUACACCAAACUGCAGUAAGACGGCCAAGUCUUCAGACAACUCAAGUUUAUCAAGCAUAACCUGGUACCUGGCAAUUUUGCUUCAGCUCGGAACCCUACAUAACUUAAAGUAUCAUUGAUUGUUCGUCAGUAUUAAUUUGUUACGUGUUGUACUCAUAUUAUCUACAGCGGGAAGCCAAUGGUCCAAAAUGGGGAGCUGUGAGAUGUGUAUGCUUGCCCGUCACUGCUGCCUUGGCCGUGCACUGGCACUGCUCUUGACACCCAGGGUCCUCUGAAACAUCAUCCAAACAAAUUACCAGCAGUAGCUGUCGUAACAUCAAAACAUCCGACAGUUAAUUACUCAAAAUAGAUCUGAGCAUAAUUGUUUUUAGACACACUCUGUUACAUAUUACUUUGACAUCACCUGCAGACACACUUACAUGGGCAACUUUGGAUCCUCACACUAGAUCUUGCCUCCCUCUCAUCCUGCAGUCUUGAAUGAACCGCAUUCCCUUUUAACUUUCCACAACCUAUUUCUCUCUCCUACCCCAAGGGAAAGAACUAAUUGUUCUGAAAGCUAGUAUAGUGUUAUGUACAUUUCUUUAUAUACAUGUGUAUUGGCAGUACUAAAUAUAUCGCCUCCUGAAAGUUAUUACUGGCUAGUAAUUCUGUCAGGUAAUUUAAUGUAAUAUCCAUUACAUUGCAUGUAAAUAAACUGUUUCUUAUGUGAAAUCAGUCUAAAAAUAAAACCUACAAUCAAAUUAAAAUGUAUGUCUUGUUCAUAUGUUACAUACAGAUACUUUUUCUGCAUGUACAUACAUUAUAUGAAUUACACACAGCGUAUCCCAGGAGUCUCUGGGAUGUGCAACAUGAAAAUUUCAUUGUAAUUCAGUAUAAUAAAAUUCUGGAAAUGUGUAA
Molecule: messenger RNA, 3417 nt
Organism: Schistocerca serialis cubense
Lineage: Eukaryota; Metazoa; Arthropoda; Insecta; Orthoptera; Acrididae
Product: nuclear RNA export factor 1-like
Exons: 14
Coding region: 46-1863 (605 amino acids)
Biological process (GO): poly(A)+ mRNA export from nucleus
Cellular component (GO): nucleus
Molecular function (GO): RNA binding; protein binding
Source: RefSeq, a predicted model, not a curated record